Molecule: messenger RNA, 750 nt
Organism: Haliotis rubra (blacklip abalone)
Lineage: Eukaryota; Metazoa; Mollusca; Gastropoda; Lepetellida; Haliotidae
Exons: 4
Coding region: 203-634 (143 amino acids)
Source: RefSeq, a predicted model, not a curated record
CGACAGGACCUGCACCAGUGCACUGCUCCGUGAGUAAACAAAAUUUACAUGGGAGAAGAAACGACUUGGGACAUUGGACGGUUUUAGACCACAAGUAUAUGCAUGAAAGACAUAAACAGGCAUCUUAUUAUUGAUAUUGCCACACUUCAGUGUGUCCCCCGACACAGCACUUCCAUCGUCGACUGUCCAAAACACUGCUGCAAUGAAUUCCAGUGAAAUCCUGCUUGCGGUGUGCGUUUCCAUGGCAUUUAUUGUUGACGUCAUCCUCAUUGGUUACUACAUGAUCAAACGCACCAGGAAGCCAGCGAAAUGUCCGGUUAUUGUGGAGUAUGCUUGUCACCAAUCACAGCCUCCGGAUCGAGACGACCCUCCACAAGAGAAGGAAGAAGUCAAAGUCGUUUUCAUUAACAAUAGAGCGGAAGCGAACCCCGAUCAAGAUGACUAUGACACACUUUGGAGUGUUGACAGAUUACAGCGUGACAUUGGCACAACAAGUGUCUACAGUCACGUGAUCCGGUCUAACAAUGCAUGUGUUUCAACGGAAGAAAACCAUUAUGAUUCAGCUGCAUUGCCUUACCUUGAUAGGAGACCGAUCAAUAAUGUAUACGAAAGGAUGUAUAUGUCAGAAGAAUAGCACCGUAGACGCGUACGAAAUGAUCUGCUUGCCUGUUACCACGUGGCAAGUAACAAUUCUGUGGGAAACGGGAAUGUUUAUUCCCACCCUCCACACUAUCAUAAAGACAUUGACCU